Otolemur garnettii (small-eared galago) is the source of this 863-nucleotide messenger RNA. RefSeq names its product lactamase beta 2 (gene LACTB2). Gene Ontology annotation, molecular function: RNA endonuclease activity; single-stranded RNA binding. Bases 97 to 810 code for a protein of 237 amino acids. Gene Ontology annotation, cellular component: mitochondrial matrix. NCBI's taxonomy places the organism in Eukaryota, Metazoa, Chordata, Mammalia, Primates, Galagidae. The transcript has 6 exons. The record is from RefSeq and is a predicted model, not a curated record.
CACGCUGCGUUACGUGAUCGCGGCUCCCGACCCGCGGCCUGCUUGGUUCUUCCCCACGGUAGUGGAUUUCGCCAGCGGCGGGACCCUGAGGCGGAGAUGGCUGCCGUGCUGCAGCAUAUCGAGCGACUGUCCAGUCGAGUGGUGCGUGUGUUGGGCUGUAACCCGGGUCCUAUGACCCUGCAGGGCACCAACACCUACCUAGUGGGGACCGGCCCCAGGAGAAUCCUCAUUGACACUGGAGAGCCAGCAAUUUCAGAAUAUAUCAGCUGUUUAAAACAGGCUCUAACUGAAUUUAACACAGCAAUCCAGGAAAUCAUAGUGACUCAUUGGCACCAGGAUCAUACUGGGGGCAUAGAAGAUAUUUGUAAAAGCAUCAAUAAUGAUACUACCUAUUGUAUUAAGAAACUACCACGGAAUCCUUACAAAGAAGAAAUUAUAGGAAAUGGACAGCAACAAUAUGUUUAUCUGAAAGAUGGAGAUGUAAUUAAGACGGAGGGAGCCACACUAAGUAAUUUUUAUCAUUAUUUUAAUACAGGACAUGGCCCAGUAAUCAAUAAUGCCGAAGCUAAAAUUCUGCAGUACAUUUCUCACAGAAAUAUCCGAGAACAGCAAAUUCUUACAUUGUUUCGUGAGAACUUUGAAAAAUCAUUUACAGUAAUGGACCUUGUAAAAAUUAUUUAUAAGGAUACUCCCGAACAUUUACAUAAAGUGGCUAAACAUAAUCUCUUACUUCAUUUGAAAAAGCUAGAAAAAGAAGGAAAAAUAUUUAGCAACACAGAUCCUGACAAGAAAUGGAAAGCCAACCUUUAGUUUUAGAUUAACGAAAGCAUUGCUUUGUUUUGUUUUUAGAGAACAGAAUGUUU